Knipowitschia caucasica is the source of this 573-nucleotide messenger RNA. The record is from the annotation of a GenBank genome assembly. Lineage: Eukaryota; Metazoa; Chordata; Actinopteri; Gobiiformes; Gobiidae.
AUGGAGGUGCAGAUUGAAACAAGCUCGGUUCGAAGGACUCUAUUCGGGCCUGUAGAUCACGAACAGCUGCGGAAAGAUCUGAGCCGGCGAUUGCGGGACAUCACCGAGCAGGACAGCCGGCGAUGGAAUUUUGAUUUCUACAACCACGCGCCUCUGUCCGGGCGGUUCCAAUGGGAGCCGGUGUCUUCGGAGUGCGCGGCAGAGUUCUAUGGUCUGGAUCGAAGGGAGUCUACAAAGAACCAGAGCAGACCUGCAGCAGGAGAGGAAGUGGAGGAGGUGGUGGAGGUGGAGGUGGAGGUGGAGGAGGUGGACGAGGAGGACGGACUGAGGCCCAGAGAGGGGGACAUCCCGAAUGGAGAUCAGGAGAAUUGCCCGCGGGUCUUCAACACGUGUCUGGCAGAUGUGACGUCGCCGAGAAGGAAGAGGCCGCGCUCCAGGUCUACGCGCAAGGAACAGCAGAAUGCACGUAUCACAGAUUUCUUUGCCAAACGCAGACGGAGCACAGAGACCAAGAGCGUCCUGGGCCCGUUCCUGUCCCAGAGCACAGAGGCACCACUCCGGACCAUCAGAUAG